Dovyalis caffra is the source of this 228-nucleotide messenger RNA. Lineage: Eukaryota; Viridiplantae; Streptophyta; Magnoliopsida; Malpighiales; Salicaceae. The record is from the annotation of a GenBank genome assembly.
AUGGUGAAUCUUGCUAAGGCAUUAGAAAAGGAAGGAAUCGCCGCCUUCCAUUUUGACUUUGCUAGAAAUGGUUACAAUACAUUGAUCCGGAUGCAAGAUAUGGGUAGAAAAGAUCAUCACUCCGAUACAAAGUUAUCGGUUAGCGAAAGGGUAGCUUACAGUGGUCCAUUGAGUGGACCUCUUAAUAAAAGACUAAGAAGAAAGAGUGUAAGGUUUAACAUACCAUAA